This is a messenger RNA of Punica granatum (pomegranate), 1459 nucleotides long. The record is from RefSeq and is a predicted model, not a curated record. NCBI's taxonomy places the organism in Eukaryota, Viridiplantae, Streptophyta, Magnoliopsida, Myrtales, Lythraceae.
AUGGCAGCAAAUGAUGUGCCAUGCUGUGAGCCCAUGUUCUGGGUUUACCUAAUGAUCUGCAUAGCUCUUGCGGGGCUCAUGUCGGGAUUGACUCUAGGACUCAUGUCCAUCAGCUUAGUCGACCUUGAGAUACUCGCUAAGGCUGGUCAGCCCCAGGACAGAGAGAAUGCUGAGAAGAUUCUCCCCAUUGUUAAAAAUUAUCACUUGCUCCUCUGCACCCUUCUCAUAGGAAAUUCCCUAGCCAUGAAGGCACUUCCAAUCUUCCUUGACGCACUUCUUCCAGCAUGGGGAGCCAUACUAAUAUCAGUCAUGGAGGUAAGAUUUCCAAGUUCCCGCCCAAAUGUCUCUUGCUCUCGAUAUGGACUCAGCGUCGGCGCUAAGCUCUCUGGCAUUGUUCGGUUGUUGAUUGUCGUCACCUUCUCUCUGUCCUACCCGAUUAGUAAGGCACUUGACUGGCUUCUUGGGAGAGGGCACUCGGCACUUCUAAGACGGGCCAAGCUUAAAAUGUUCUUUGAUAUGCAUGGAAACGAUGUUAGAACCUCAAUAUUUUUAUUACGUUUCAGGAUUCGACUAUCAGUUUGUUCACAAAGAACAAGUGUACAUAUCGAGAAGCUCUCACUCCCUGCACUGGAACUCAAAGCUCAGCAGUUGCAAGGCAGCAGAGAAGAUCAAAUUCGAAUCAUCAGUCGAAGAAAUGAAACCGUUCAGGGGACUUUUGUAUCACGAGAGGAUUGGGAAACUGUAAUACAGACCAAUGAGGAGGUUAUUGGAAUCAUCACUCUAGAGGAUGUGAUCGAGGAACUUCUGCAGGAAGAAAUACUAGAUGAGACCGACAAGUAUUUUGAUGUUCAUAACAGAAUUAGUGUUAACAUGCUGGGCUUGAGAACAAUUUUAUCGAGGUCGCCCAGAAUGCCUUAAAUGAACGGGCAAUCUCUGGACUUUCGUCCCACCAACACACUCCAAUUUCUGUCAUGUAACCACACUCUCAGUUCUUGGGUCCCCGGUUACUCCGUUGAUCCAAUCUUCAAUUGUAAGGCCAACCUUUAUGGAUCUCCUCGAGAUUCUGUUAUGACGUCCAUGUCAAGCUAUGCCGGCCCCAUGACAAGUUCAACAACGCUGAAAGUCAUACGAGAAGCUGAAGAAAACAAGCAUUUCGUGAGUCGUGACACCUUCAUUCCAUCGGCCUGCUAAAAGGAAAGCGAAGGCUUCCCAGAAAUCUAGGGGGGAAUAUCAAGGAAAAUUCCCCGAUCGAAUCUGCAGUGGACAUACUUCCUUUUCCUUUUAUGUUGUUUCGUGUAUUCAAGAGUUAGGCAGAGUUUCAGCUCCUCAUUUAUGCACAACGAAAGCAGCUCCAAAAGAUUAUGAUUUUCUUUGUAAUCCAAUUUCAUCCUUUGCGUUGCUUCAUCAUGCCCUUGGAAUGUUUUAUAUUUGUAUCAUAUGAUCAAUUGGGUAUGGCUCA